Styela clava is the source of this 3285-nucleotide messenger RNA. Lineage: Eukaryota; Metazoa; Chordata; Ascidiacea; Stolidobranchia; Styelidae. The record is from RefSeq and is a predicted model, not a curated record.
AUGGACUCACUCCAAUCAACUGGAUCCCUCAAACGAACUUUGCAAAAAAUAAGAGAUUUCAAUUUUAGUGAAACUGAAUUUUAUGAUGUUUCACAAGAAACUAAUCUUCUGAAACCCCUUGAAGUUCAAGAACUUCCACAACUUACGGAAACCACUUUCGAUGUCUCUAAGAAACUUGUCACUUUCCAUCAAAAUAUUAGCGGUGAUGAUGGAUGCAGUUAUCCAGUUAUAAGCAAGAUAUUUGAAGAUUUUGAUAAGGGGAGAAUCAGUUUUGUUGGUCAAGCUGGCUGUGGUAAAACGACUCUACUCAAAAUUGUAUCUCGAGAAAUAAUGGAUAAAAAAAUACCAAGCCUAAUAGAUGUAGACCUUUUGUUUUUCCUGAAUUGUCAAAAUUUUGAUCCAGAAAUAAAUGUGACACUAGAAGAACUAGUUUUUCAAAAUAUUAAACUUGAUGAAGAAGAGAAAAUAUCCAUAUUGAAGAGGAUCAAACAACAUCCAAGCAAAUGCCUAUUUGUCUUAGAUGCACCUGAUAUCUUGGAUUAUACUUCCUGUAACUGUGGGAAGAAAAUUACCAAAGGAGAGAAAUGCCAACCUGCGAAAAUCUUGUUACAACUUAUUCGUGGCAAGUUGUUUCCUCGUUGCCGCGUUAUUACAUCUGAGAGAUAUUUCAACCCAGAUGAUUCUGAGCCUCAGAAAGUAAUAGCUCUUUCAGGUUUGAGUCGAAAUUCUAUUGAAAAAAUCGCUAUAGGAUAUCUUGGUAAAAUGGAGGGAAUUCGAAUGUUGCAAAAUUUGCAAACAAGAUCUCCUUCACUGUUAUCCCUCUGUAGUAUUCCAGUAUUUUUGACAUACACUAUCAUUGGUAUGAAAAGCAAUUUUAAGCCAAGCACAAUGUCAGGCGUUAUGGUUAACUUGCUCCAAAGUUUUGUAAGGUCAAAAAACAUCUUGAAUUCAAACAUGAACGAUAUAUUCGAAAGAUUGAAACCGUUAUCAUACACUGGAAUUCAGAAGAAUAAAGCAAUCUUCAAUUCUCAAGAUUUGAAACGACAUCGUCUUACAUUCAAGGAAACCGGAGAUUUCACAUCUUUGAAAGGUCUUGUACAGGUCUUCAAAGAUCAACAACUGAUUCACUUCAAUCACUUUUCGAUACAAAUGUUUCUAGCUGCAAUGUUUGUUGCUGAGCUUCCAAUUAAUGAAUUCCGCCAAACGGUAAUCGAAAUGUUUGACAAUUCUCAACAGAGUUCAAUUCUUCGGAUUAUCUUUGGUCUUAUACUUGAUGAUGAAGUUACUGAAGCUUCACAAGGUUUGCUGGAAGUUCAAGAUCAACUGGAAGAGAAAAGGAAGUUUUUGAGACAAAUUGUUCGUUCAAGAAUACAAUCAGUCGGAGGGAUCAUCUCUGAUUUGAACUUUCUAGCAUGUAUCCAUGAAGCAAAAAAGGGAAUUCAUGAUCUCAUAAAAAUGCAUAUUCAUUCUUUGAAGAUAGAAAAUACCAGUUAUCCUUUAACUCCUAAUGAUGCUUAUAUCAUUGGAUCAAUAGCUCAAAAUUGCGAUGGAAUUCAGAGUUUAUCAGUUAUGCGUACAGAUCUACAGCCUCACACAACAUCAGUUUUGAAAAGUUGCUUGGAGGAAUCCACAGUUUUGAUAUCGAAUCUGUGUGUUUCACACAAUCCAAAUUUGAAAAGAGGUAUUGUGCAUAUUGGAUCAAUUAUAUCUCACUGUAAAACUAAAGAUGUACAGAUGAGUGGUUGCUACUUUUCAGCUCCAGAGAUAGAUUCUUUUCGAAUAUCUCUUCAAGGAUACAAGGUUGAGAGAAUGGAUUUAUCUAUUCAAUGUGCCAUUGAUCCAUCAAAUAUGAUACCAAAAAGUGAAAACCGUUUCGUAAAUGCCUUUUGGAAUCUCAGUCCAAACAAUUUGUCAAGUAAUGACGUGAUAAAAAAUCAAUUGAAUGCAGUCAGGAAGACAGUAAUUGGAGCAACACAACUACCAAUGAAAGUAGAACUUCUAGGAAAUUGGAAGAAGGUGUCAGCUGCAGAUUAUGUGGCUAUAACUAAUUUUCUUAUUCAAUGUGUUGAAAACAAUCUUACUUUAUAUGGUUGGAAAUUUGAUGAACAUCUCCGUGGUGUUUUCGAGACUGCAAUGGAUUACUUGCAUUCCGGAAAGAGUGUGACUCUGUCAGAAAACGACAUUAUCGGCACUAAAAACUCAUGGGACUCCUCUGACACUUUGCUGCAUUUUUGUGAAUUACCAAAGUAUAUUCCAAACAUAAUAAUACCAAUCGAUAUUGUUUGGAAGCAACCGUAUGAUUAUGAACAAUUUGAUAUUGUCCUAUUAUAUGAUGAUGAUAAAAGCACAAAAUUCCAAACAGCGAAAGGAAAAGAGUGCAAGAUUUCAACUUCAACAUCGCAUCAAAAGUAUGUUCUUUUCAUAGUUGGAAUGCCAACUAAGAAAACUGGUGGUACCAUUUCUGGAAGAAGUGAAUUCGAACAUAGUAUUCUGAAUAUCUUUUGGGCUUUGAGAAAAGCCGAAACACUAAGCUUAAAGAUUAUAAUUAAUCAGAAUGCGGUGAAGUUACUGUGCUCAAAUAUUGAUUGUAAACUUCAAUCUGCAAAUCCAGUUCAGGCUACAUGCCAGGAGUUGACAACCCUUACGACUAGUGAAAAUUUAGCUGAGAAACAAGUCAUGACAGGUUUCCUUGAUGGAAUAGAAACACCUGAUGACAUGAUUAAAAAAUGUCAAGAACAAAAUGUACUACAUUGGAAUGAGAUUCAAAUCGCUCAUACGAAUGUUACAAUAUCUACGGUUGACUUUGUUUCAAAUGUCAUCAGUAAUUCAUCAAGUAUACUAGAGUUUGCAUUACGCGAUGUGAACCCGACAACAGACUUAUUAACAACCAUUCUUUCUUAUGUCGAGAAUUCUUGUUGCCAAAUACGCGAGUUUUCAGUAAACUGCGAAAAAAAUAUAUCCUCUUUACUGCCUGUGAUUUGCAAGAUUUUAUCAACCUGCAGAUCUAAUAUACUCAACAUGAGUGAAAAUGAUAUUUCAGAAGAAUUUCUAAGAAAGUUAUCCUGGAAUCUUGAUGAUACUAACUUGGUGAAGACACUCAUUGGGCUAGAUCUCAGCUACAAUACAAAUAUUCAAGACUUUUCUUCGCUAGCUGAUAUAUUGAAGAAAUCAUCAAUUGAAAUAUUAAGACUGAUGAAUUGUGGAAUAAUAGAAGAAUACCUACAAUCUUUGACUAGAAAUAUUUCUGAGGGAAAGGCAAGAUACAAUUGUAUUGUUAUUUUUUAA